Messenger RNA from Apis laboriosa (Himalayan honeybee), 2491 nucleotides. Its product is annotated as heat shock protein 60A-like. Gene Ontology annotation, biological process: apoptotic mitochondrial changes; mitochondrial unfolded protein response; protein import into mitochondrial intermembrane space. The record is from RefSeq and is a predicted model, not a curated record. Gene Ontology annotation, cellular component: mitochondrial matrix; mitochondrial inner membrane. The transcript is spliced from 4 exons. NCBI's taxonomy places the organism in Eukaryota, Metazoa, Arthropoda, Insecta, Hymenoptera, Apidae. Gene Ontology annotation, molecular function: ATP binding; ATP-dependent protein folding chaperone; protein-folding chaperone binding. The coding region runs from base 149 to 1861 and encodes 570 amino acids.
GAGGGGAGUAUUUCCCAUGUGUAUCGUAAGCUCUCUUACAUAUUUCAUUCUACUAGCGAGACAACGUGCGGUCACGCUGUGGCGAUUUUCAAUUACUUUUGUAACUACAAUCUCUAAUCAACGGUUUUUUCUCCUUCAUUAGUCAAAGAUGCACAGAUUACCAACCGUAUUGCGAAGUGCAGCCUUGCGCCAAUUACAAACUCGUUCAUAUGCUAAAGAUGUACGUUUUGGUGCAGAAGUUAGAGCACUUAUGUUGCAAGGUGUUGAUAUUUUAGCAGAUGCAGUUGCAGUAACAAUGGGUCCAAAAGGACGUAAUGUUAUCUUAGAACAAAGUUGGGGUAGUCCAAAAAUUACUAAAGAUGGUGUUACAGUUGCUAAAGGAGUUGAAUUAAAAGAUAAAUUUCAGAAUAUUGGAGCAAAAUUAGUACAAGAUGUAGCAAAUAAUACGAAUGAAGAGGCAGGUGAUGGUACAACUACAGCUACAGUUUUGGCAAGAGCCAUUGCUAAAGAAGGUUUUGAAAAAAUAAGUAAAGGUGCCAAUCCUGUAGAAAUAAGAAGAGGUGUUAUGUUAGCUGUUGAUAAAGUUAAAGAUGAAUUAAAAGCCUUAAGUAAGCCAGUAACAACUCCUGAAGAAAUUGCACAAGUAGCAACUAUUUCAGCUAAUGGAGAUAAAGCAAUUGGUAAUCUUAUUUCUGAUGCUAUGAAAAAGGUCGGGAAAGAAGGUGUAAUUACUGUAAAAGAUGGUAAAACGUUACAUGAUGAACUGGAAGUUAUAGAAGGAAUGAAAUUUGAUAGAGGCUACAUAUCUCCUUACUUUAUAAAUUCUAGUAAAGGAGCAAAAGUUGAAUUCCAAGAUGCACUUCUGCUUUUCAGCGAGAAAAAAAUAUCAUCUGUACAAUCUAUAAUUCCUGCAUUGGAAUUAGCAAAUUCUCAACGAAAACCACUUGUUAUUAUAGCAGAAGACAUCGAUGGUGAAGCUUUGUCAACACUUGUAGUUAAUAGAUUAAAAAUUGGCUUACAAGUGGCUGCAGUCAAAGCUCCUGGUUUUGGGGAUAAUAGAAAAGCAACGCUUCAAGAUAUGGCAAUUUUGACUGGAGGAAUUGUAUUUGGUGAUGAUGCAAAUCUUGUUAAAUUAGAGAAUGUACAAUUAUGUGAUUUGGGCGAAGUAGGAGAAGUCGUAAUUACGAAAGACGAUACACUUUUUCUUAAGGGCAAAGGAAAAAAAAGUGAUAUUGAUCAUAGAGCAGACGUAAUUAGAGAUCAGAUUGCAAAUACAACAUCUGACUAUGAAAAAGAAAAAUUACAAGAACGUUUGGCAAGGUUAGCAUCAGGAGUUGCAGUUCUCAGAGUUGGUGGAAGUAGUGAAGUUGAAGUUAAUGAAAAAAAAGAUCGUGUUCAUGAUGCUCUUAAUGCAACUAGAGCAGCUGUUGAAGAAGGAAUUGUUCCUGGAGGUGGUACUGCUCUUUUAAGAUGUAUUCCAGCUCUUCGAAAUUUAAAAGCAUCAAAUAAUGAUCAAGAAACUGGAAUAAAGAUAGUGGCAAAUGCAUUGCGUAUGCCAUGUUUGCAGAUUGCUCAAAAUGCAGGCGUGGAUGCUAGUUUAGUGGUUGCAAAAGUUAGUGAUGGUAAUCUUGGUUAUGAUGCUUUAAAUGAUGAAUAUGUUGACAUGAUCGAAAAAGGUAUUAUUGAUCCAACGAAAGUAGUGCGUACGGCACUUACUGAUGCUGCGGGCGUUGCAUCGCUGCUCACUACUGCUGAAGCGGUGGUUGCUGAAUUGCCUAAAGAAGAACCUCAAAUGCCAAUGGGUGGUGGUGGUAUGGGUGGAAUGGGUGGUAUGGGUGGUAUGGGAGGUAUGGGUAUGUAAUUAAAUAAAAUCCCAUACAAAGACUGAAUUUUACAUCGCAGUUUGAUCGCAAUAUUAAUUACUUUUUUUAUAAAUUGCGAUUGUAAUUGCAAAUACAUAAUAUGAUAUACCGAUCGAAUGUUAAAUGCUUAGGACACUACCGUACUUUAAACUAAAGAAUAAGGUGAAAACAAGUUCUUCACAUACUGUUGUGAUAUUUGUUCUCGAGUCAUUUAUGUUUGUUUCGCAUUCUAAGCAUUAUUGUUUUACUAUAUACAUGCCAUAACAAAAAUUCAUUCCUUUCUGGAAAAAAUACAUAUUUAUAUUGACAGUUUACAUAUUGUUAUACAAAAUGUAACAACAAAUGUGCAAACAAAUAAUAUUAUUGCAUCUAAAAAUAAUAAAAUUUAAUAAGUUUUGAAUUAAUAAUAAAUUAUAAAAAUAUGUUUAAAAAUUUAAUCAACAUGUCUAAAUAAUUUUGAUUCUAAUAUUUAUAGAAAGCUAUUCUUUUUUUUCUAUAAUUAAAAUUGUUAUCAAAUACUCGUAUUCUUUUGCUUAAUCAAAAGGUUAUCAAAUAUUUGUUUGCGAUUAUAAAAGUCUAAUAAUAAUAUUCUUAUAAUAAUUAAAUAAUAAUAUCCUUUGAAAAAUAUU